CCACCACCUCUCCAAGGCCCACUUGCUCAUCCCUGGGCCCUCCUGCUCCCAGGCCGGGGGGGCCACCAUGGCCUGCCGCUCCUGCGUCGUUGGCUUCAGCAGCCUCAGUGGCUGUGAGGUGACUCCUGUGGGCAGCCCCCGGCCUGGAACCUCAGGAUGGAGCAGCUGCGUGGCCCCAGGGCCAAGCUUCAGUUCCCACAGCCUCACAAGCUGCCGGCCAGCUGAUACCAUCCCCAAGGUGACCGUGAACCCCAGCCUGCUGGUGCCCCUGGACCUCAAGGUAGACCCAGCCAUCCAGCAGCAGAAGAACCAGGAGAAGGAGGAGAUGAAGGUCCUCAAUGAUAAAUUUGCCUCCCUGAUUGGCAAGGUACAAGCCCUGGAACAGCGCAACCAGCUGCUGGAGACCCGCUGGAGCUUCCUGCAAGGCCAGGACUCAUCCACAUUUGACCUCGGGCACCACUAUGAAGCGUUCCAGGCCCGGCUUCAGGAGGAGCUACGCAAAGUGAGCCAGGAGCGGGGACAGCUGGAGGCCAACCUGCUACAGGUGCUGGAGAAGGUGGAGGAGUUUCGAAUCAGGUAUGAGGACGAGAUCUCUAAGCGCACAGACCUGGAGUUCACCUUUGUCCAGCUGAAGAAGGACCUGGAUGCUGAGUGUCUUCGACGGACCGAACUAGAAACCAAGUUAAAAGGCCUGCAGAGCUUCGUGGAGCUGAUGAAAACUGUCUAUGAGCAGGAGCUGAAGGACCUGGCAGCCCAAGUGAAGGAUGUGUCAGUGACAGUUGGCAUGGACAGCCGCUGCCACAUUGACCUAAGUGGUCUAGUGGAGGAGGUGAAGGCCCAAUAUGAUGUCAUCGCAGCUCGCAGCCUGGAAGAGGCUGAGGCGUACUCACGGAGUCAGCUGGAGGAGCGGGUCGCCCGCUCAGCCGAGUUCGGGAGCAGCCUCCAGAGCAGCCGCAGCGAGAUCGCUGAUCUCAACGUGCGCAUCCAGAAGCUUCGGUCCCAGAGCCUCUCCAUCAAGAGUCAUUGUCUGAAACUGGAGGAGAACAUCAAGACCACUGAAGAGCAGGGUGAACUGACCUUCCAGGACGCCAAGGCCAAGCUAGCCCAGCUGGAGGCCGCCCUGCAGCAGGCCAAGCAGGACAUGGCCCGGCAGCUGCGCGAGUACCAGGAGCUCAUGAACACCAAGCUGGCCCUGGACAUCGAGAUCGCCACCUACCGCAAGCUGGUGGAGGGCGAGGAGAGCAGGAUGGACCUUCCCUCAGCCACUGUGGUCAGUGCUGUGCAGUCCAGAUCCAGAAUCGCUGCCUCCAAGUCAGGCCUCUCCAGGGCUCCCUCCCGGAAAAAGAAGAACCGAAGAGGCCCUGUGAUUCAAAUCACUGAAAUGUCAGAGAAGUACCUCUCACAGGAGUCAGAGGCCUCGGAGUAA
Castor canadensis (American beaver) is the source of this 1426-nucleotide messenger RNA. RefSeq names its product keratin 80 (gene Krt80). Lineage: Eukaryota; Metazoa; Chordata; Mammalia; Rodentia; Castoridae. Gene Ontology annotation, biological process: keratinization; intermediate filament organization. Gene Ontology annotation, cellular component: keratin filament. The record is from RefSeq and is a predicted model, not a curated record. Gene Ontology annotation, molecular function: structural constituent of skin epidermis.